Molecule: messenger RNA, 4181 nt
Organism: Carassius auratus (goldfish)
Lineage: Eukaryota; Metazoa; Chordata; Actinopteri; Cypriniformes; Cyprinidae
Exons: 30
Coding region: 365-3802 (1145 amino acids)
Biological process (GO): lipid transport; lipoprotein metabolic process
Cellular component (GO): membrane; extracellular region
Molecular function (GO): lipid binding
Source: RefSeq, a predicted model, not a curated record
CUUUUCAUAAAACCUGACAGUCCUGCAACUGUAUAUACUGUAUAUGUACUGUACACACUAUAACCCUGAGUGAAGAAAGCCUGACUAGCACCACCUGACUGCCGUCCAUGGAUUUACAGACACAACAAGUACAGACACACACGGGAAGAAAGGAAUAGGGCGGCGUUAGUAACAUUUCGCUUCUUCAGACUACAAGACAACAGUUAGACAAGUAUUGAGCGUGAGUAGAAAAUAUCAUGGAAACAGUUGACAACACACAAUUUUUUUUCACUUCGUAGAAAGUCUACAGGUUUAUUUUCCCUCUCGCCCUGCUCCAUUGUUGUUGUUUUUUCAGGGAAGUGUGUGGUGUGCGGACAUUCUCAUAAUGGAUACAGAACUUUCUAAAACUGCCGACAACUGUGGUGAUCACUCCACUAGUGAACAGGGCAUGGAAAAAACCCAGCAGUCCUUGGAACCCAGUGAGAAACCUGACGAUAAACAGUCAAAAUCAGUGCAGGCUGCUAGCAAUGAGAGCCUGGAAAAGAUGCCUGCCACAUUGGUUGAAGCACCUGGAGAAGAGGUAAAUCCAAAACAAAAAGGACAGAAGAAGAAACCCAGAAAUCCAUUUAUGCCCCAGGUUGCUGCAAAGAACAAAAGAACAGAGGAGAAGAAUGGAGACAAAAAUGGAGACAGUGGCAGUGACCUUGCAGAGACUAAAAGCCACAAGAAGUCCCUCAUGGAAUGGCUGGAUGAGUUCCGUUUAAGUGAAACUCAGAGAGAGGAUGAUGAGGAUCUUGAUGGCCUCAUGGAUUGGUGGAACACUGUGGAACAAUGGGAAGACAUGCCCAAAAGUGACAACAUGACAGAGAAAGAAGAAGCCAAGGCUUUUGCUGUAACAGCUGAAAAGGUGCAAAAGGGCAUACGUGUGUUUAACAAACUUUUCUCAGAACGGGCAGAAGGACUGUGGCAGCAUGUGAUCGACCUGAAUGCCAUUGCUGAUGGCCUGGAUCGCUUCAACAAGAAAACCAAGAUUGCUCAGAUCACUGGUGGCUCCACCAGUGCUGUGGGAGGUGUUGCUACCAUAACUGGCCUCAUCUUAGCACCUUUCACAAUGGGAACCUCUCUGAUCGUCACUGCGGUUGGCCUGGGUGUUGCCAUGGCAGGUGGUCUUACCUCUGCAUCCGCUGGGAUAUCCAGUACCGUCAACAACUCUAUGGAUCGCAAAAAGGUAGAGCGCAUUGUGGAAGACUAUCAGGCGAAGAUGGCUGACCUUAACAAAUGCAUGAAGUUCAUCAAGCAAGGCAUUACAAACCUACGCAAGUUCAACUUAAAUAAGAUGAAGAAGAAUGCAUACAAUCGAGACUUCCCUUGUUUUGAAAAUAUCUAUGAGGAUGGCGCUAUGGCAGGCAAAGCUAUUCUAACCAGUGCCAAUGAGAUUAUGCGUGUGAUGCAGAUAGCCAAUGCGGCGGGAACCACUGCGGCGCGUGCUGUGCAGAUCGCUAGUGUAUCCACAGGGGUUCUGACGGGGCUUUUUGUCGGGAUGGAUAUCUAUUUUGUGGCCAAAGACUCCCAGGAAUUGAAAAAUGGUGCAAAGUCAGAAUUUGCUGCCAAGAUUAGAGAGGUGGCAGAUCAGCUACAUGAGGGCUUGAUGGAACUUAACAUAAUCCGAGAUGAGUUGCGGUUGACCACCACUCUAAAAGAAGACAAACCUUCUUACAUUCAGGACUGUGUUAUGGUCGUCUUGGGAGGAAAACAACAGCUCAUUCAGGAAAAAGCAGAUUCAAUGUACAGGCGUUCAGACGUAGAUGUGCACUCAUUUGAGCCGAGACAGUACAUGUUUAAGGGUUUAGGAACAGGAAGCUUUCCCACUAAGGAUGAGAUUUGUGAUCUCAUGGGCAAUAAUGAUGGUCUGUUAGAGAACAGCAAAAUUAAGAAGAAGGUUACUGAGAGUGAGCUGUUGGCUGUCGAUGAUCAACCAUCAGGCAGCAAUAACCCGACGGGGAAAGCUGCUGUUUUCAGCUGGUUGUUUAAAGGAGCUCCUAAAAAGUGGACGGGUCAGCCUGUGCAAGAGGAAAAGCUAUCAUUACAACAUGGAGAUCUCUCAGCCCACAAUCACAACCAAACACAAAACAACACCACCAAGGAAGAACCAGAAUUGAAAAGUGAUGAUUUUCCAGGCAGUGACAGUCUUGUAAGCUAUAAUGCCUCUGAGGAGGGAAAUUCCCUGUUUUCUUUUCUCAAAACAUCUGAUGAUACUUAUGAAGAGGACAGCCCACCAUUACACAUUAAACUGCUUGCCAGUAAUGACAAUCUCUUAUAUAUCUCUAACAACAACUUAAAGGAUAACUCAGGGAAGCUAAGUGGCCCUUUCCGCAGUUCCCCAAAACCAGCAUUACGUUUUCCUGCUGAAACGGAUCCGCUAAGUUCGCAUAAUGAAUUUACAGACUGGGAUUAUACGUUCUUGGACACUGGGAUUGAAAAGAAAUCUAUUGCAGUGCCCAGAAAAUGUAAUGAUGAGAAACUCUCUAACAGUAAUAGCAAGGUCGUGUCAUUUAGAGUGAAGAAAACUCUACCUAGAAUGUCCAUGUUUUCAUCCAGUACGCAGGGUUCAGAUCAAGAGUAUAUGAUUGAGAAACCAACGAAAAUGCCGCAACUGGGGACAAAUGAGGACUGCACUUUUGAAAUCCUGCCAGUGGAGAUGGCUGCCUACCCAACAGAUUUAAAUUCAUUAGAGACAAAUGCGGAUGAUGACCUGAUGGACUGGUGGAAAACUGUUCAAGGUUGGAGUGAAUGGAACAAAACUGCAAAUUUUCAGGAGGAAGACGGGAAGCUGGCUGUCGAGGCUGUUGCAGACCGUGUGUUUAUGGCGGCCCGUCUCUUUGUCAGCCUUUUCAACCAACAUGGAGCUUCUUUGCAACAUCGCAUUUUAGAGUUGCUUGCUCUGGCGGACACUGCUGACAGCUUCCAUAAGAAGACCGUGAGCGCAGCUUUAGGAGGGGGCGUGGCUAGUGUGGCAGGGAGCAUAGCCACCAUUACUGGCCUCAUCCUGGCACCCUUCACCUUUGGCACUUCCACUAUCGUCACUGCAGUGGGUAUCAGUGUGGCAACAGCUGGAAGCAUCACCUCAGCCACUGCUAAUAUCACGGAUGCUGUUCAGUCCAAAAUGGAUCGCAAGAAGGUGGAGAAGAUGAUCCAAGGCUACCAGGAUGAGAUCAGUAACAUCAGAGAUUGUCUGGAGUUCAUGCAAGAAGGAAUGAACACCCUGCAGGAAUGGGAUUUUAAGGGGUACUCUGAGAGUGUGGUCAACACUAGUCUUAGCCGUAACAUAAAGCAUGUAAUGAAAGAAGGUGGACGAGCAGGUAAAGCCCUUUUGAUAAACACUGAUAGGCUUAUCAACACUGUGAAAGUUCUAGGUGUUGCAGGAGGUGCUGCCAAAGCCGCCAAGGCCAUCAGUAUCACCACAGGGGUCAUGUCCACUCUCUUCCUCGCCCUGGAUGUCUUCUUUCUUGCCAAAGACUCCAAUGAACUUCACAAAGGUGCCAAGACCAAAUUUGCCUCCAAGAUCCGGGAAGUCUGCGAAGAGCUUCAACAUGGCCUACUGGAACUAAACAAAGUGAAGACUCAGCUUCAAAAGACCAUGGAUGGAAUCGAAGUGGAAGAAUAUGAGGAAGAGGAGGAGGAUGAAGACCAAUGUGAGUCAGAUCCUGUUAAACUGGCUCUACUUGAGGAAGAAAUAGAUCAGUUGGAGGAGAAACUUGACCAGAAAACUGUGCCAUGGCAAAUGAACCAUGCAAGAGAGGAGAUUCCGAGAAAUAUACCCUAAAAAAUAAAUAAAAUGAGUAGUCAAAGAGACAAGUCAAUGGUAAAGAAUCUUUUCAGUGAGCUAAUAUAUCGAAACAACAAAAGCACUAAAUUCAAAGAUUUGAAAGAAAAAAAGGAGAGUGGGAAGAAGCCAUUAUAUUUGAUAAGACUUGAAGUGAUUUAGAAUAUAUAAAAAGAAAGACUUUACACAGAUGUUGCCCACAACCUAUAGUCUAUAAUUAAGAUGUUCACAGUUGGCUAGUGUGGUUUACAACUUGUUUCAGUUUCACGUUUUGAGUGUGGAAACUUUAAAUGAACAGUUAUUUGGACCAUAGGUUCCAAGUCACAUGAAUCUCUGGGGUAUGUGCAGGUGGCACAAGUUUGAAUCAUGGUCCUGUCCA